UGUGACCAGGUUACUUUGAACACUGAGCUAAUUAUCCAAAGAAUUCAAACAAAAGCCACACUUUUACUUCAGUUAUUCUGUAGAUCUUCUAUUUUUAAAAAGCACUUACAAAUCAGGUAACUGAGCUGUUCAUUUGUCUCUCCAUUUAGCCUUUCUACGGAAAACUGUCAUUCAAAUUCUCUGAGUGGUAAGUGGGAGUAGGAGGUGGGGACUCUUACAGGUAAAAAGCAGACCUUUCAUUGUCCUUUCUCCUGCCUUUAGUCUGUCUUUAGGUCUACUGGGAGCCAGAAACUAGAAGGUGAGGAGUGAGGAGUGAGGAGUGGAAGUGUUGCUUCAUAGUGUGAUGGAAAGAAUUUUAGAUUUGGAAUCAGGAGACUUGGGUUUGAAUCUGGACUCCACCAGCUUGCUGUGUGGAGCACAGCAAGUCACUUCCUAGCUCUGUGCCUCAGUUUCCUCACAUGUAAAACGAGGAGGCUGGACUAGAUCAUCAUUAAGUUCCCUUCCAACUCCAGACCCUAUGAUUUCAAUAAUCAUCUCCCACUUCCUGAGGUUUUAUUUUGCUGAGGGCUGCUCCCAGUCUAAACAGAUUCUUCCAGUUUAAAAAAAAAAAUGAGUGUAUGGGUAAAGCUGAAGUAUGGGAAAGAAACAAGAGGUGGGGGCUGGUUAACACACAUCUGAGUACUGUCCCCUAGGAGGGAGGAGACUGGGAAAAUUUACCCAAAGAGAAAGACCUUCUCCGAUCAGUCUACCUCCUGGUAGGGUCUUGUUCCUGGCACUACUUACGGGUACUGUCGGUACCUAAUCAGGAAGAGCAUCUCUCUCUAGUUGCUUGUGCAAGGCUGAGCUGUACUGGGACUAGGCGAUGCCCAGGGGCCCGCAGCGACUGGGGAAGGUGCUGAGGGAGCUCGCUGGCCCUAGAGUCCCGAAGGAAGUACGUGCAGAGGGUUAACUUUGGUGCGAGAUGCUCACUCGAAUAGUGGGAGGCUUGGACAGACUCUUUGGUUGGGGAAAGGCCACUUUCCCCCAAGGGUGAUGAAGCAGGAGAUGAUGGCCAGGGGGGCUGGGCCAGCUGGGUGUGAUGCAAGGGUGUGUGUGUGUGUGUAGACGUGUGUGCGCCCCACCGAAAGCAGUCUCCUCCUCUUCUGGCAACUUGAACCUAUGACUGCAAAGCUCCCUUUACAACUAUCAACAGGCUGAGAGUGCGUGUCUUUCUGUGUAGUGGAGGGGGGGUGGGCAGCGAGGCGAGGGACACUCAUUUUGAGGCAGAAGUCCCGGUGCGAUCCACAGGCCAGGAACCCAGGCGUCCUCUCCUACCUCCUACCCUUGCUCUGGGUGAACUGCCGUGAGAAACUGUAGUGACUGACUCGGAAGACAUCCCCUGUUGAGUGCCUUUCUUCCCACCCUCCCAUCCUUUGGGUCUCGGGACUGGGGCAGUAGGCGUGCAGAGUUCAGCGGAGCGGAUGGACUUGUGGGCAGGUUGGGAAGCCCCGCGGGGGUCGUGGGGCCACCCGGGAGGUCCCGAAGGUCAGCUGCAGUGAGGACGCGAGGGCUGAUCCAACCUGUGCGGCUAGUCCGGGCGAAGGCGGGGAAAACCGGGCGGGAGGUCCUUUCCGAGAGAAUUGGAAGCUCGUGACCAUGGUCCCCAAGUUGUGGUUGCUCGUGUUCCUCGGAGCCUGCACAUCUGGAAUCCAGCAUUGGGACGGGGCUGCUCUCCAGGGCCAGCGGAACAGCUCAGGCCGGCUGCAGUGGGAAUCUCAGUGUCAGUACCAACUUCGCCAUCUUCAGGACGGAGCCAGAAUUACUGCGCUGCUACCUCCAAGGCUGGAGGGUCACUGGAUCUCCACGAGCUGUGAAGUGCGUCCAGGGCCAGAGUUCCUCACCAGGUCAUACAUGUUCUACUCAAACCGCCUGUUUAAAGCAUACCAGUUCUAUUACCAGGACUCUUCCUGCCGGGAACCCUUGUACUCCCUGCUCAUCAAAGGCAAGCUCCGCCUUCGCCAGGCAUCCUGGAUAACACGAGGGGCCACAGAAGCCAACUACCACCUGCACAAGGUCGGCAUCGUCUUCCACAGCCAGAGUGCUAUUCUGGAGAUAGCAGAGCGCAUCAAUCAGACAGGAGGCAGAGGCUGUAGUAAAUUACUCCCCCCUGGGAGGUCCUGGACUCCAGGGACUGUCUAUGAACUCCUGAGUGCCAAGGCAGAGAGAGACUGCACUAGGGCCCUCGGCUUUGCCAUGCACGAGCUCAGCCUGAUCCGAGUGGAAAGGCAGUACAAGCUGCAGCAGAUGCCAGGCAAUAGGGUGGUGGAGGAGCUAUAUCUGGGUGACAUCCACACGGAAUGGUCAGAAAGGCUUCACUACAGACCCACUGGGUAUCAACGCCCACUCCAGAGUGCCAUGCAUCACUCGCAUCCAUGCCCAGCUUGUGGAAUCAUCUACCGUUCGGAUGAACACCAUCCCCCAAUACUACCCCACAAGGCAGUGCUGCCCCUGAGACUCAGUGGUAGGUGGGUCAGCAUGAGGUGUGAGGUCCGACCUGCUGUACUCUUCCUCACCAGAUUCUUCACUUUCCAUGGGAGUAACCGGACAUGGGAAGGCUAUUAUCACCACUACUCUGACCCUGCCUGCCGACAGCCCACAUUCACUGUGUAUGCCUUUGGGUAUUACAACAAGGGCACCCUAUCUACCAAGGUCAGAGGUGGCACGGAGCUAACAUUCAAAGUCACCCAGGCCCGUGUGACACCAAUGGAUCAGGUCACUGUGGCGAUGCUGAACUUCUCACACCCAGGGAGCUGUGGGGAUGCAGGGUCCUGGUCUCUUGGAAUUGAGCAGGAUGUCACACCAACCAAUGGGUGCUUGCCACUAGGCAUCAAGCUCCCUCAUGUGGAGUUUGAACUCUUUAAGAUUGAACAAGACAUAAAAGGCCAAAGCCUGCUGUUUAUUGGAGAGAGGCCCACAGAUGGCUCAAACCCAGAUAUCCCAGAGAAGCGUCCCACUUCCUAUCAGGACCCUCUGGUCCAAUGUGCUGGAGCAUCCGGUGGCUUUUCAAGACAACUUCAUCACAGUCAUCAGCCAGAAAAAUAUAGGAGUAGCAGGAACAGAUCAUCAAAAGUAUACUCUAUGGGAAGCCUACUUCUGAUCAUAGCCCUGUCAUUUUUAAGGUGGGACUUAAAUUGAUCAAAUUGUUGGCUCCCAAAGUAGGAGGGAAUUCCCUCCAGAAUUUGAGACAUCCCUCCAGGCACAUUUCCAAGAUCAGCACCUUCUUUUCUAAUCCCUGAGACUCUGUAUAUGCUUAGACAUGGACAGAGGGAGGGUAGUAUUCUUGAGACUAGACUGUGGCAUGCAAAUAUCCACCUCCAAGUUACUGAGUAAUGCUGAUUCAACUCAGCAGUUCAUACUAAAGCUGAUGACAUGAAUUUUUAUUCAUGCUGCCUUGAGCUUUCAGUGGCCUGUAUUCAGAGGCAACCUCAGCCUCCCAAAGUGCUAACUGCUGGAAUUUCUGUGCUUCUCCAGAUCAGAAUUUUCAGCCUAGAAAUCCAGCCUUCCAGGACCUGUUUAUGAGGUAGGGUUCUAUCUAAAGAGUUCUUCCUUUGGUCUCAUCCAAAACUAAGGGACUCAAAGAUGUCUGAGAAGCAGGUUAACCCCUACACCACCACUUCCAGAUCACACAGAAGCAAGUUUACUGUUAGCUCUUGUUUGAAUUUCCUUUGGCAUUUUUAGCCACUGGAUAGUCAAAGAAUUCAUCUGGAUUUACAGCAUAUAUAGUUUUUCUUUCUUCAUCAGAAAAUUCCCAAUUCUAUAAAUACUAAUAAGAGAGAAUAUGUCACGGAUAUUUUAUGGGUGGGUGGCUUUUGAUCCAUUUUAUUAUUCUUUAGAUCUAUUUUACAAAUAGGUAAGCGCAAAUCUAGAAAAUGCAUUUUGUUCUUUUAUUCUUUAGUUAUUUAUAGCCAGUACCCCAGAUGAAUAAGGGCUAUUUUGGGACUUCUUGACCUUUACUGUGUGUCAUGGAAUCCUUCUCAGAAAGAUGUUUUUAAGUGCAUAACACAAAAUGCAUAGAAUUAAAAAGGAAACCAAUUACAUUAAAAUUAUUAAAUAUUUUUAAAAGCCCAUAGACUCCAGGCCAAUGACCCUUGGAUUAUAUGAUCCUUAAGGUUGUUUUUUAUCUUUGUCUCCACAACAUCUUGCACAUCGUACGGACUUAAUCUUUGAAUCCAAUUGUUAAGGUUCCGUUUAAGGCCUAUAACCUCUCAGUCAACAACCUGAAGUGUGAAUUUACUUAUGUGGUACAGUUAACAGUGGACUAUAAUUGGGGAUGGGGGGUGGAAAUAGUACUAUAGUAUCAUUUUCAUACUGCUAAAAAUUCCUCCGGUAUGGUGAACUCAGAGGUCUUGAGAAACAUUUUAAUGAUCUCCUCCUUUCUUACUCCAUCCCACUUGCAUCACUCACAUUAUAUAUUUUAAGAUUCAAAUCCAGGUCUUACAAGUGACUUUGUGAACUUGGACAACGAAAUCCCUUUCCUUUGCUGGUCUGGUUUCCUCAUCUGUAAAAUGAGAGGGUUUUUAAAUGAUUUCUAAAGUCCUUUCCAGCUCUGGAUGAUAUGACAGACCUAUUACCUAUAAAACAAGUGCUUUAGAAUUCAUCAUCCCAGCCCACUUAUUUUGUUCAACUGGCAUCUGCUUGAGAAAGCCCCAUCUGACUUCUCUAAGCAUUCUUGUUUUUAAGAAAAGUUAAUCUUUGCAAGUCUCAAACUAAAAAGGGCUUUCAGAAGGCAUAUUUACAGAGCUACAGUUACAAGAUUAUUUAUGGUUUUAAACCAAAUGUAUAAAGUUGUGGGGCUUUGGAGGGGGGUAGAGGUUUCAGGGGAUGCCAUUUCCACUAACCAGUUCACCUAUGUGUGGUGCAAAUGAAUCACAUUUGCACAUUAAUCACAUUACAAUUUUUAAUCACAUUAAAAUUUAAACUUAAAAAUCUUUUUCAUAAACAAACAUACCAACUGAAUGGUGUUCCCUGUGGUUAUUACAGAUUGACAAGUGUAAGGGCUUGUGUUCUAACUUCGAGUACCUAUGGUAGCUAAGAUUUCUUCAUAUAUACAUCCUCUUGCUGCACACUGGACCCAGAAGUAUUUGGGAAGAAGCUUAAAACAGAACACAUAACUACAUUAAAUUACAAAGUGCACAUUAAAGGGAAUAUUCAUCCCCUUACAAGUAGACCUCAGUGUUUCUCCAUUUCUUUACUCAGAACUUAAGGAUUCUGAUUUCAGGGCCAAUAUAUCAAAUGUUUUUCUUUGCCUGAUCAGUUAUUAUCACUAGAAAGGGAAAAAAUAUACUGUUUUUCUUUUGGUCAAUGGAAAUUAUCAUUCCAGGCUCAGGCUUUUACAUUCUUUUGGCAACAUUUCUAGAGUUGAAGUUGAGUGUAUAGGUGUGAAUGUUCUAUGAAAAAAUGAUUAUUGUGUCCCAUUUGCUACCUGUAGGGCUUCAGUUUGUUGAAGAUAUCAGAUGGGAUAUCAAAGCUGGGGCUGUCCUUGACCUACCCUGCAAACUCCUGUAGCAAACUUUGGCUCAUGACGCACCCCACAAAUCUGCAUGAGACCCUUGAAACAUCCUUGGGUGCUGGUAGAGAGAAUUAAAGAGCACUAGAUUCUUAAAAUAUGAUAGUGCAUUAGUAUGUUUUGUCCUAUUUACAAAAGAUUUGAUGUUGGUAUAACUACAUAUCAUACGCUCCUACUAUGUUAGAACUUUUAGAAUUAAAAAAAAGUACAGCUAUUCAAGUCCCAUUGAAAUAGAUACUAAUUAUCCAAAUUAUUAUUAUUAUUUUGAGACUGUCUCUCUCUACCUUGCCCAGGCAGGAAAUGCAACAGCUACCAUAGGACUGAUUCCAAUAUGACUUGCCACGGAAGCUUUAACUUGCUCUACUUUUCCAACCUGGGCCAGUUUGUUCCUCCUUAGGCAGCCUGGUAGUUCUCCACUCCUGGGAGCCCACCAUAUUUGUGUCAGACUUACUGUUGACAUCUGAUUGGCGUUAGCCCUACCGUAGCUCGGAGAUCCCCAACUCAAGAAAUCCACCAGCCUUAGCCUUCCUAGCAGCAAGGACCACAGGUAUGGGCCAUUAUGCCUGUCUGUUUUCCUGGUUUUUCUAAGGAUGUGUUUAAUCUCACAUUGGUGCUGCUGGAGACAAGUGUCCAACAGUGCAAUGCAUACUUGUUGAUUAACUGGAUCACCAACUUCUGGUAAUGUAGAUAUUUACGGAAUGGGAAGGGUUGAAUGGGGGAGGGGGAAUGAGGUCGUAGCUGUCUGAAGAACACUGAAGGGAAGUAAAGUAUACCUUAGGGCUAGAUGAGGCUCUAGGAGGGGAAAUGAGGUAGGUACUUCUGAGUGAAAUAAAAAGUAUGGGCAUUUUGUCUCAUUUUUUAGUGCAUCACAGUAAUCUUUAAUGACCUCAAGUGGCCAUGAGAUCUAACAGUCUGACACAUGCAAAGAGGGCCCAAAAAGAGCCCCAUACAACUGCAAGGCUGGAGGAAAUAAUGCUGGCCUUCCAUUAUUCAUACACUACCUCUCAGGUUGCUUAGCUUCUAAGUCAGGCUAAGCUGGGAGCCCAAGCCCGAGAGCUCUGAAUUCACACCCAGAGAAGCACAACUAUGUAGUUUGAACAUCAUAUUGGGUGGCUGUGGAGUGACUGGCAUACUCUAAGUAAGGAGAGCUAGAGGAUGCUUACUUUCCAGCAGUCGAACUAUCCAAAGCAGGGAGUGCUGCAAGUUAGAGACAGCUGCCAUCUAUGAAUAGCAGGUUACAGAGUCUGGCAAAACUUUUUCUUACACUUGACAUAUUGCUGCCUCCAGUUUUAAUAUAGCUUCCUAUAUGGGUAGGGAUAGGGAUAGGGAAACCACCCUGUCAACUUAUUUACCUAAAAUUUUUCGUCUUUGGUUUCAGGGUCUCAGUUUCCUUAUCUGUUAAAUGAGGGUGACGUGGGUGAUCCCUGAAGGGUCCUUCCAAGUAUGACAUCAUAUGGCUCUUUGCCCAGAUGACUAAGAGAUUAGGAGAUCGACCUGAAAGGAUUUAAUGAUCUAUUUGGAAAGGAAUGGCUAUAAAACUAUUAAGACUUCUAAUGGUGAGGCUUUUUUCCGGUGAUAUUUUUAUCUUUGGGGCUGCCAACAGUCUACCCUCCUCGCUAUGACACUGAUAUUCCUUCUCCCUCCAUUAAAUACUCCUUUGCCCUCAUGCUUAUGAUUUUAAGGCAAGUUAGAGUUAUCUACUCAAUAAAACAGGACGGAAAUAGAUCAGAAAAAGGAACCUACUCUUAGGCUUCAGAUUAUGAAGACUUGUGAUCUGGGAUGACAGUUUCUGCAUGAUGAAUCCAUUUCCCCUAAAAGCAGAAUCAUAAAUGCUGUUGUCCAGAACUCUUAAGACUUGUAGGUCCUUUUUCGUUUUGUCAGGAGGCUGGAAGAAGGGUUGGUGGGCCUUUCUGGAGACUCAUUGUUAGGAGAGGGGCUUUUAUUAAAAAAAAAAAAACUCCCAAGGGUUAAAGCAAAAAAAGAUGACAGCAUGACAAAAUCUCACAUUUCCGGAGUUAUGCUCUGGAAGCAAGGAACUAAGGGUUUCCACAUCCAUUACCCCCAUGUACACUCCCUGAAGAUUUCUGUAAUUUAAAAUUGCAAAUAUUCUAAGGCUUCAAGCCAGCAGCAGAGUCAGCAUCGUGACAAAAUGGAUUUUCUGGGCUCAAUCUCAGAUUUCAACCAACUCUUGCAAACCUUUUAAAAAUGGAAGGUCUUGAGGGCAGAGAAUGGUUGCCCAAGUGUGCACAUGGGCAUUUAAUGUUUGUGGCACGAGCAAGAAACAUAGCCAGGCAGAAGUAGCUUGAUGGCAGUCCUACACCUCCCACUCCUGUCCCCUAAGCAUAGAGGGCAUUUUAUUUCCACACAUUUUUCUAUUCCUCCCUUUCUGGAAGUAUUUUUUAAGAGAUCAAACAUGACUAAGAAAACAGGCACUAGGUAAAAGAAAAGCUCUCUUUUCCUCAGCAUGAGUUAGGGACUAAGUGCAUCUUAACUUAGGUUUAUGCAGUUCUGAGAGUAUCACUAGAUGUAGCAUCAAGUUGUCUAAUGUGCAUAGCUAUUAACACUGGCUCAAUGAAUUCAAACUUUUUUUCCUUUUUUCUUGUUUUUACUCUAUAGAAUAGACACUAGCCUAGCGUUUCCCAUCCCACCCUCCUCCAGUUUACCUCUAUCUUUCCAAUAAAUAUGCUUUACUGUG
Molecule: messenger RNA, 8240 nt
Organism: Vombatus ursinus (common wombat)
Lineage: Eukaryota; Metazoa; Chordata; Mammalia; Diprotodontia; Vombatidae
Gene: APCDD1L
Product: APC down-regulated 1 like
Exons: 4
Coding region: 1636-3174 (512 amino acids)
Biological process (GO): negative regulation of Wnt signaling pathway
Cellular component (GO): plasma membrane
Molecular function (GO): Wnt-protein binding
Source: RefSeq, a predicted model, not a curated record